AAAUAAUCGAUAAUGAAUGAUCUCGGAGCACCUUUCACAAGAUAGAUUCCUAUCUGUGAACUACGCAUUGUACUUGAUUUGUCAAUAAUCGAGGAUAAAAUUAAAUGCCGGAUUAAUUUGUUCGGCAUAAUUGAAAUAAGUUGAAAAAGAAAAAGGAAGAGUUCAGGAACAAUGUGGCGUGUCCCGAAAUUGGUUUUUCGGGCCGAAGCCCUCCUUGUUCGGAUGAAAGUAUUAAUACCGAAGACUGAAAUGGUUUAACCGAAGAAUACAUUUCUCAAGUACUUCUCAGUACUAUUCCAAAAAAUAAACACGUCUUCUUCGGGGGUGAAGAUCUGCUCGGUAAUUCGUUUUUUCAAAAAUGGCAUCACAGAGUCAAAAUGACACGAAUGUAAGUUCAACUGUUUCACCGGCAAAUGGAUCAUCCGGAUCAUCGACGACCAUGUCGGUCUGCACCACGAAGAUGCAGUCAUUGGAUUCAACACCAUCCUCUCAACCUUAUCAACAUUCAUCGCCAUCGUUAUCACCAUCACCAUCACCGUCGCCGUCGCCGUCGUUGAUGCAGCAACAGCAACAUCAACAAAUUCUGCAAUCUAACAAUGUAGAGGCAAUUGACAAGAACUCUUCCAAUACAUUAAAACGCAAUCCAAAAAUGGAACUAAGCAAAACUGAUUUAUUAAUAUUAUUAGGACAUCUUGAAGGAGAAUUACAGGCAAGAGAUAUUGUAAUAGCAGUAUUAAAGUCAGAGAAAUUGAAACACCUGUUAAGUACUAAAUAUUUGAGUGGAACUUUAGAUCCACAUGCUGCACUUGCUCGUGAUGUAGUAUUAGUAGGUGGUGUAAGCGAACACGAACCAAAUCAAAUAGAUAAACAGGUUGCUACUUUAGAGGCGCUUGUAACCCAACAAAGACGUAUGCAAUCUAAAAUGACCAAAAUUCUCAAAGAAGCUGAGCUUAGACAUAGAGCAGUUAUUAAAGAACUGGAGGAAGAAAAACGAAAACACGAACACGACACCGCGCAGGGUGAUGACAUAACGUACGGGCUGGAAAAGGAGAGAACACGUUUGAAAAAAGAAUUAGAAUUAGAGAAACAAGAAAAAAAAAGACUGGAAUUAGAAAUAAAGAAAGCAAGCGAUACUUUGGAGGAAGAAAAAACACGGCAGAAGCAAAUAGUACUUCUUCUAUUGGCCGAACGUAAAAAAAUAAUUAUGAAAUAUAUAGAAGAAAGAAAGAGGUCGGAAGAUUUGGCGCAGAUAUUAAGCGAAGAAAAAAUAAGAGUCGAUUCUAUGGCUGAAGGACUGGAAGAGGAAAGUAAGAAGUCGUUGCAAAUGGAGGCAGAAUUAGAGAAACAACUUGCACAAUUUGAUAUGGAGAGGCAGCAAUAUAGGCAAGCUUUAGCAAAAGAGGAAAAAAGGGUUAAAGAUCUCGAGUUAGAAUUAGAUAAACUUAAAAGUGAAAUGGACAUGUGGAAAGAGUCUCAAACACGAGGUUCUCCAAGGGGUGUGGGUACAAUUCCACCACCACCUCCAGCAAAACCAGCUAACUUAAUUGCUAUGCCUACGGUUAGGCCCGCUAGUGCUCCACAGACAAUUAGAAGCACAGUACUGGGCACUGAGACACCAAUGGUUAGUAGUAAAGUCGUUCAACCCACUGCCACGGUAUCUAGUGUUCCUGUCAGCGGUCCAACUACUGGGAUUGCUAGGUCAGUAACUCCUGGACAGGCAUUACGCGGGGUCUCGUACACGUCCAAUAUUACGUCUUCUAGUGGAGAAAGUGCAACUUCUGAAACCCAGGCUGUAGAGAAACGUGUGGUUGUACCUGCUCCUGUAAAUCCUGGAGGCACGGUAAAACUUAUACCGUCAACGCAAACUGCAGGAAAGCUUGGUUUUAAUGUUGGCUCUGGUUCGGCGGUUCAAGCAUCUGGUAUGCUGCCAUCGAAAAAGCCACCGAUAUCUCGCGGUGUUCCUCCUCCAGUGCCACCAAAUAAACCAGUAGUACCGCCUAAAAAGGAAGCUGCUUAUCUUAGGAGGACUGAAUCAUCGCAAGCAACUCAAGAUACUGUGAAGCUUGGUAAACAAGCUGCGCCACAUCCUGCGGCUGGAUCUACUGCUCCUCAAGUACAACAGGCAAUAGCUGCUCUUACUCAAGCCUCCGAUGAAGAGGUUAGUAAUGUAGCUCCCUUGUCCUGUUUGUCCAGAGUUUCAUUUUAAUAUCAUACAUUCUUGUAUUCUUAACGUCAACCAUAUUAACAGUUUCAUCGGGUACUUAAGAAAGUAUUACACUGCAACGUUGUACGUGAUUUCUCAACCGAGUUUAUUGCUCCUCUUCUUAUUCAAAGAGUUCUUGAACAACUUUGUUGGGUAGCCGAUGAAUCAACAUAGUAAAUAUAUCUCUUCUUGAUCUUUCUUUCACACGCAAUUCAGAGCUGGUGAAUAUGAUUUCAGACGAAACCACGUUGAUUUAACAGCGAAUAGAAAAACAAAAAGUAAGCAUUACUAACAUUUAAGAAAGUCUGAUAAAAGCCGUGUAACGUGAUUAGAACACGGUGGCGUUGCGUGUUUGGAACUACACAACGGGGGAUUCCCGAUAACCAACGUUUCUGAAUCAACGAAAGAAACGUACGUGCCCGAACAACAUUGUUCAUCGAUUGAUUUUACUUCGCGUAUACCAUAAGAUACCCUUAAACGAUGUCGCUAGAUCUCGGACGGAUCUGAAGGAUCCAUUGUAGCGAUAUACAACCGGCGACAACAUCAACAACUGGAGAACAAUGCUUGUAAUAUUGUACUAUAGACCGAGUGAUUCGAUCGAUAAACGGAUCAUUUAAACUAUUUAAGGUAGACUCUGUAGAUUCCGUAGUUUAUUAUCCGCGAUCUUUCCGAAUUACGUUAAAGUCAUUAGAUAAAAUUAAUGUCGUUGUAACGUGCUACUCGUAAGAAGGAACGAUACUGUUGUCAACAGUGGACGUGAAUAAUAAAUGUUUAUGCAACAGGGAGCUAGAUCGUGUAAUAUGUUUUAAUUUAAACAAAUAAACAGAAAGAAUACAGGAAUACAUUAUAGGUAGGGAAAGAUACGUAAGGGUCAUUUAACGUUAAACACCAUUCUUUAGUUCUUUUCAAAAAUAGUUGAAUGUUGAAGAUUUUAAUUCUUAACGCGUUUCCUUAUGUUACUUGGAAUACAUAUAUCAAAGUAUUACAUUUCUCAUGGAAAAUUAGUUUAAGAAUGUUUCAUUGAAAUAUAAGGAAUCAUAUGAAUUCUUUUGAUACAAUUGAUUGACUUAAUGUGAAAUGGCCCAACAAUACAUGCUAACCACUGCCUUGCCUGACGUAAUUGCGUGCAUGACAUACAAACGAUAUACUGAUAUGAUAUCAAUACGCAUUUCGAUGAAAUUUCAAUGUUUCGAAACCUGUCGAUUGCUCCUGAGAAUAUGCAUUUGAAGUAUCGCUAUGGAAACCGCUGUUUAUCCCGACAAUACUUACACGCAAAGUAGUAUCAUUGUGAAAUUAACGCGACCACAUAGUAUUCACGUUGAAGGCUCUCGUACCUACCGACAAAGAUACUGGAAAAGAAAAUCGAAACAUAGAUGGUAAUUUAUUUUCUACGUCGUUUCUAUGAAUAUGUCAUUGAUUUGAAGAUAAUUCCCGCGAUGAUGGGCCAGUCAAACAAUGAAUGUUGAAUAAUAAGUGAUAGAUCUGCAGUGUUCCGUAAGAUGUGUUAUAUAUCAGGGGAACGAGUGAUUUCUGAAUCAAAAUAAUAGGAAGAAAUGUUCUUAAUAUUUUUAUAUGACAUAUCGUUCGUCGACUAUUUCCUAUUUAUUACUCUUGUAUACGUUUGGAUGGAUAUAUACAUAUACUAUACACUUCAACGAUUUUCAGCGAUUUAAUAAAACUCAUAAAAUAUUUAAAAAAAGAAUUGCAAACGGUGAUCACGUGAAGAUAUUAAGAACGAUUUUUCGGCUUGGAAAUCCUUCACCCACCGAGUACAGUGCAUCUUACGAAAUUCCAGUACAAAUUUCGUUCCCACAAUGCAGAGUUUAUAACAAGGACAUGAAUAAAAUUAUUCGUUUGUACACAGUUUCUCUUGUAUAAAUCAUAAGUGGAUGGAAUUACAAUACGUUCUCAUAAACAUAUGAAACGAUGUACACAAGAAAAAAAAAAAAAGAAGAAAAGAGUAUCGAGUUAUUUAAACAUGUAUCUUAUCUCUCUCUCUUUCCUUUCGUAUGCGACCGUGAUUUCAUGAAACGUGCGAAGAUACAAUUUAACUUACAGCAUGCGCACCGAUUGUCUUUUGGCGAAUUUUUAGAUACGGUUUAUUCGAUUCGAAAUUUAUUUUUAUUUCUUUUUUUUUUAGAAUGUUCGAGCCGAAUGCUUGAAUAACAUUAUGCUCCGUUUCGCAAGGAACACGCGCAAUCUCCCCCGAUUUCCUCACUCUUUGGGAAUACUGUAGAAGAUUGAAAAGAUUCGUGUAAAAAACGUACGCCGUCGUGUUCCUCAGUAGCCCCUAAAAUUAGGGUGUCUCCAAUAACCAGCGGUUCCAAUAUAAUAGAAAAAAUUUUGGACAACGUUCCUAUUAUACUAGACAAGAUUUUAAUUAAAAAAUUAAUUAUGCCUGACUACAAGCGUCCGCUUCUCCUGCGGCACUCGAUCUACUUAUAUUAUCACGUGUCGUUCUAAACACGGUCAUUUCUACUGCGCCGGCGAACGCGUUAAGGAACGAAUCAAUUUCUAUUAUUUAUUCUUUAUUUUUUUCAUUCUUCCCACAAAAUUAUAGAAAACAUUUGACAAGAAGUCAAACAGGAAAUUCGUUUCAUCCGCGCGGAGUAAUUAGAAAACUCGGGAGAGCGUCCAGGUUAGAAGGGUAAUUAAAAGGGAAGUGUAAUAAGAAAGUGUCUCGUUUACCUCUGACGCGAAAAGAUCAAGCAGGAAAAAAAGAGGUGUCUCGAGGAGUAAAAACGAAGAUGAAGAAACUUAAAGACAGCAAAUUAAAAAGGAAGAUUAUACUCGACGAGUACCCACACCAUCUUGGGACGGUUGAAAAAAAAAAAAGAAAAAAAAAA
Molecule: messenger RNA, 5049 nt
Organism: Osmia lignaria (orchard mason bee)
Lineage: Eukaryota; Metazoa; Arthropoda; Insecta; Hymenoptera; Megachilidae
Gene: Naus
Product: cortactin binding protein N-terminal like nausicaa
Source: RefSeq, a predicted model, not a curated record